Messenger RNA from Aspergillus sclerotioniger CBS 115572, 8778 nucleotides. RefSeq lists its product as uncharacterized. The transcript has 9 exons. Bases 1 to 8778 code for a protein of 2925 amino acids. NCBI's taxonomy places the organism in Eukaryota, Fungi, Ascomycota, Eurotiomycetes, Eurotiales, Aspergillaceae. The record is from RefSeq and is a predicted model, not a curated record.
AUGUCGACAGAAGCGUUGAAAUAUUGCUUUUAUCAUAUCAUUCAUCCUCCCAUGCUGCCCCAGGGGGUUACUGAUCAGGAGUGGCACCUGGAGAAAAGACUACACCAGAUGAUACAGGAAGUCCUUAAGGAGUUCAUUGAGAAUAUCUCAUCAGACUCGCAAGACAGCUGGGCCAUUGUUGCCAGGAUGUCAGAGAAUUGGAUGGAGACCGAAAAGAAAAGCACGCCGUGUAAAGAAUCUCUGACACGCAUAAUCUCUGAUCUACGAAGCCUCGGAGCUACUGCAUUGUACGUUCGCGCCCAGAACUGCGGCUGGGUAGCGUACUAUGACCAUAAUCACGACAUGCUGAUAUGUGAUGCAUUUGAAGCAGCCCCCUGUGCAGAGUGUGUGAUAUCUGCACAAGGAAGCUGGCUACGCCAAUUCCCCGGGCAGAGCAUUGCUAUUCCGGCGGACAGACUGGAUGACGCGAAAUUCUGCUCCUGGUUAGCAGGUGAGGUUAGCCAACUCUCCACCGAGACGGUAAACGAGAUGGUCCCAAUGUCCAAGAAGGCUGGAGCCCAAGUUUCCGAGGAGCGUGAUACUACCCAUCCCGGCUUGAUAACGGAAGGCCUGAUGAUCCAGCUCCUGGCAUUCGGCAGACAUAAUAAUUGGCCAUCCUUCGAUAAACACAUGCACGAUGAGGUCAACUGGAGGGAUAGCAGACUCCCUUGGCGACGAUCCCCUUACUGGUUCGUGGCAAAAGUCGCGCUGCAGAUUGUUUUACGACGCGUUUUCGGAGAUAUUGAGGGGCAUCGCCAUUAUAAAAACUUCAUGCUCUACAUCGUUGCCCAUAUUGCCCUGAAAGCCAACGAUAUGCCGCGAGAAACCUUUUCCGCAGAUCAACUGCAAGUAAUUCGGGCUAAAAUGGCUCGUCGUAUCCAGAAACUGGAUGGGAAAGUCCAUGAUUAUGUGGCGCGGCGGGUGCUCUCGGCGGAGUCAGCUAUUAGGAGAAAUUUGGAAGACAUACAAGAAAAAAUCAAGCAGGCCAAUUCAACGUUUGUUUUUGAAAUAUUCAGGUGUACCCAGCAGGACCUACAGUUGACCCUUGAUAGUUCGUCCGCAUAUCUUCAAGCAGCAUUCUCUCAAAGUCACACGCAAGCCGAAACUUCUCAAUUCAAUCGCCCCGGCAAUACUCGCAAUCAAUAUGAUAUGUAUGGGCUUCCCAGGCUAAGAAGCAAUGAUCUGCUGUCUGUCCUGGACUUUGAACGUUGGGUCGAACAUGAUAUGGAUCACUGGGAUGGGGCAAAUUUCUCAUCAGUGGAUGUUGUCUGUGCGAUCAAGGAUCGAUUCAACCAGUAUGAUGCUCACGGGACCCGAUUUAUGGCGGGUAACCCGGAGGCAAUGUCAAUCAUGAGACUCACCCAACUGGAGCUGUGGGUUACAUUAGAUCGCAUAUGUGCCAAGAUAUGCCCGCUCCUAAGGAAGUAUUCCCCAGAAAUUCCGGUGGAUUUUCUCGAGCCUCUACUCUUGCCACAGCGUUGCCAGAUGCGCAGGGCGAACAAGAUUGAGGCUUACAUUAAAGAACGGCAGCAGGACCAAGUACAUGGGUCUAUAUUUUGCGAUCCUCAUUCACGGGGAUUUGUAGUCGCCUAUUAUAUAUUAUUCGACGGUUUUAAUGAGCUGCGGCAGCGCAUUGAGGAGUACGUCCAGGACAUGGUUGAGAAGAAACGGAGGGAAUGGGUGUCAAAAUCGAAACAAUACAUCUCGCUGCAACAUAAAUCUAGCCAGGUCCAGCAUACCCAUGCGCUAAGUCAGCGAGGGUACCCUUUUCACAGGUCCUACUGUGAGAAGUGCUCCUAUGAUAUUCAGUCCGCGUGCAUGGCCAUCGAGAUCUACGAAUGGCCCCUUCCGGAGAAAGAGAGUCUUUUGAAAACCGUCAUCUUCGAACUGCAGUGUCCUCGUUGGUUUGCGGCAUGGAGGGAUGUUACGUGGACGAUUGUCCAAGACUUUGGCCGACGCCGACUUAAGCCAGCUUCUCAGAUGGAGUUGAAUCUCCUGAAGUAUGACGAAACCCGACAAUUCACUGAGAGCUGGAGCCAGCGUCUCACUCUGGGCUCCACGACGAAGUCAUGGAAACACACCCAUUAUCGCAAACGAUCCUUUCCAGUUGAUUUAAAACAGAACCAGGUCCUUGCGGAUCAAACGAAAUAUGAUUCCAGCUUGAAUUUGCACGAGUUCGUUGCUUUCGGGGGGCUACGGGCGGGGGAACGCGUGCAGUGGUUGAACAUUCUACGAGAGCUCGCAUCGCCCGCUCUUUCAUUGAACGAGGAGUCAGUCGGCAUUCUCAUCCGCCAGGCAGCAUGGGAGUUAGGAACGUCCAGCCACAGCACAGACCUAAGGGAAGCUCAUUGGAUAUUCGAGGAUGUAGCUUUCACCAGUAGACUGCUGGAGAUCCUAGAACGCCGUCUUGAUUUUAUAGAAGCAAACUGGACCGAGCACCACACUCUUCAUUCUCUGAUUGUCAUCGGUCUCCGGGCCCUGAGCCUAUCAGACACUGAUGCUGUGGUCGAACGCACGGCCGCAUUUAUACGUCGUGGACGGCGGAUUGCGAUGAGGUGGACUGAAAACUUAACCACCACGCUGGAUUCCCAGACACGCACGCAGAGCCAGGCCAAGCAGCAGCUCCUUACCCGAGUGGGCAGGAUCUGCCAGCUCACGUACGCCGUGGAAUCACACCAUGUACCUGCUCUUCUCUGCAGCCCUGACGAUCUCUUCCACCUCACACGCGCCUCCGUGGUCGUUUUCCAGAACACGCCAGCGAAGAUAAGGGAAACUAUGUCGGCUAAAAAUGCCUCUUGGAUACAGACCUCCAGAAUCCUUCACCAUGUCGAAGCACAGACUCGUCAGUUGAUACAGCAGGAGGCAGGUGGCCUCAAUAAGAUGCUCAGAAAGAGUGCGUCAGACCUGGUCAUUACCGAUGACUGGAGCUUUGACCAUGGUGGUCUGACCCGGUGGGCGAUAAAUCAGGUCCCAUCAGAUGGAGUGCGACGACAGCAGGAGAUCCGGUACGAUCUGCUCAGCGGCGAGCUUCUUGUUGAUAACACCCCUCCCGGCCGUCUUCCAGAUAAUUACAGGAAUGAUCCGUCAUUUAAUCGACUGUUUGGCCUGCGAAUAUUUGCGGUGCUUCCCUCGAGCCUGGUAGGGUCAAGGUACAUGUCUGCGCAACACUUCAGGGAAUAUCAGGUUCAUUUCGGAAUGGAAGAAGAUGGUCUCGUCAUCAAGGCUCAGCAAGGCAGCCAAGUGUUCAGAUACAUCCCGCCCAACCGGCUCCAAGGGGAUUUCCCUGAAGCCCUCCUCAUGAAUUACGCGCACUGGCUGAGCUUGCAUGACGGAAAGCUGGAGUUCCGUCUAAUCGCGCAGGCGUGGCAACCGACCGCAAGCAAUUGGUGCUUGUCAAUGAACUUUUCAGUCAUGGUACGACCCCGAUGCACCAUGGUGGAUAUUCGUAGUCGUCUCUAUCGGCGCCUGUCCCGAGUUCUGACGGCAUUGGACAAGUCGGAUUACAUGGUUGUGUAUCAAACCCCAGAGGACGUUGAAGUGGUUGAGAUGGUCCGACUACGGUUGCGAUUUCUCGUCACCAGGGACGGUCCGUUAGAAUCUCCUGAGCUGAAUGCCACCGUUGAUCGCGAUCAGGACAUCGGGAGCUUUUAUGGCCUGAAGAACAAGCUUGUUUUACGUGACAUCAACGAACCCGAACACCGGUCGGUUUUGAUCCCAUACGGAAAUGCCCACCCGGCGAAACAAGGAGGCCAUCCAAUUGUCCGCAUGGAGCUACGACAGGGAACUUAUAUCCGCUAUUUCCGGUAUCUCCUUGAUCCCCAUCUACAGGAAUUCCGGGGGCCUGGUGACAUGCUGGGGAUCCUCUAUCAGGCGUAUAUGCAUGCACUGACCGGGUUUGUGCUUGCUGAUCCCGCCACCCAUCGACUGGGAACCGCAGAGGCUCUUCGCAUCUUGCGGCAGGCGCGGCUGCGAUCUUCCUUACCUCUGGAGAAAGAGUGCCUGGAACUUCUGGAGCGUCUCGCUGCACUGACGCCCCGACGGCAGUACUAUCCCCGCCAUCUGAGGUCCAUGCAAUCGAUCGAGUGGAACAGGGAUCUAGGUGAGCUGGCGCAGCACGAUGAUUUCCAGGUCCUUGUUCAGGCAAUCAUGGGCCACGCUCGAUCGUUCUCUAUGCUUUACGAGGUUACUGCCAGCGAUCAAACCGUGCGAAUGUACCCAGACCGGGGGAUCCCCAUCUACUCGAAAGGGCCCGUCUGCGUCAUGCAAAACUCCAUCCUACCGAGUUUGGGGGUGCCCCAUAAGAGCAGUCGAAGCGCUCGGGUUUAUGAGGUUGCUGCCCUGAUUCGCGACUGGCCGACGAGCGUGCCGCAGUGCUCGAAGCUUUACUCGACCGUAGCGGGAUGGGAGCGCGUGCAGCUGUCGGCCCUGGCAGUGUGUGACCUUGGCUGUCAGGAUAGAUUGGAUCUGUCAUUCAGGAAUGCGUGGGGUGCUCUGUACGAGCCGUGCCGGCUAAGCGACCGGCGACGGGACUCGUACAACCUCAUGUCCCUCUUCUGCACGGUUGCAUUCCGGGGGGAUGAGGAAAUGGCCAACCUGCGCCCGUUGCUGGUGGUGGCAUUCUCCGAAAAAUUUUCUGAUCUUCCGGUGCCUGAUUUCGGGGAAGCGGGAACCGCUCUGCACUUACAACGGGGAGCGGACCUGAUCCCGUCCCAGAUCGCCAAUGAGAUAGAAUCUCGCUAUCCAUCUUUCGACAUUGCUCCGAACUUCACCUGGCUGUCGACAAAGCAACAAAAGACGAUAUUGGCAGAACAAGAACGGUACGAGGCCACAAGGCGGAGUCGUAUCCAUCACUGCCAGACCGUCAUCAGCGAGCAAUGGCCGUGCGAGAGACCGCGGGUGCCCCGGAUCCCUGAAGAGUAUCACACCCAAGCAUCGGAGGCGUGUGCUGCACUCUGCACAGGGUGGUAUCGGAACCGCAUCUUCCUCCGCUUUCUCCGGGCGGUUCAGCAGCGCUUGGAUGCCUUGGCACCCGACCCCGCCGGACCCGUCGACUGCAACCUCCCGCCUGACCCCGCCCCUGUCCCGCCCCGCUCCGCCCGAGUUGGCUUCCGCCCGCCUUCGCUGAUGGACCUCCUCAUCGCAUCGGCCUCGCGGGUCCCCGCCGCUGCUGCCGCACUGCCUUCUUCACUGCCGCCCCUGACGUUCCGUCGACCACACGCCCCCCACUGCUACAGCACCGACACCUCGUCCGAGCUCCGUUAUCUCGUCUCCGCACUCUGCAACGACUCUCACCCGUACCGUCGCCGGGUAGGGGAAGGCCUGCAGAAAAGCCUCGAGGCCCUCGAAACGAGGCAAUGGCCCUGUUCGCUGACCUCGUUGCCGGUACCACGGGGCGUGUUGGCUCGGCACUGUGGGAAAAUCCAACAACAGCGGGACUCCCUUUGGAGCACUGUCUACCGCAUGUUGGCUGCCACCAAUGGGGCCUCAGACGUGGUUACCAGCGCCGUAAUGUGGCCACCUAUCAAUGUGCAUUCCAUUCUGUCGGUGCUUGUGGCCGAUCAGUGGCCACUGGUCCCAGAGUCAUGGAAACAUCUGUUGUUGACGUUCGCUCAAAGCAUCACAUCCUUACGACGAUCCAAGCGUCUUCUCGCUUGCUAUGACCGGAAUGAUGUGGAGGGUUUCUUCAAGGAGGCCGAAGCAGCGGGUUGCGAUGGAUGGGAUGCCCGGACAAGACCGGAAUGGCUGUUGCUCGAAAUCGAAAACAACAUCACCAUCCGGGCCCGUCAAGCCCGGGUUGCCCAGCGCAUGAUUUGCCCAGACCCGCCCGGGAAUUCUGUCCUCCAGUUGAACAUGGGCGAAGGGAAGACUACUGUGAUCACCCCGAUGGUCGCAUUGAGUCUCACCAGCGGAUGCAGGGUGCCUCAGAUCAUCGUCUUGAAACCGCUCCUCCGGCAGAGUUUAGACCUCCUCUCGCAACGACUAGGCGGCAUCUUAGGCCGUCCGAUAUACCAUAUACCUUUUUCGCGGAGUACCGUCCUGGACGACCAGAAACUGGAGGUCUUGGGGGAUAUUUACCAGCAGUGUCAGGAGCACCGAGGAGUCCUACUUACGCUACCGGAGCAUAUUCUAUCAUUUCGUCUAGUAGGGCUCGAUUUAAUCGACCGGAAUCCAACAUUAGCCCCGAAAGCCAUCCAGCUAGAGGUGUGGCUGCAAGAACACUGCCACAAGAUUAUCGACGAAAGCGACGAGAUUUUAGACCCGAAAUUUCAACUAGUAUACACCGUGGGGUGUCAGCAGUCUCUAGAUGGGCACAGUGACCGAUGGCAAAUCACGCAGGGCCUGCUCUCAUUGGUGGAACAGCAGGCAGAGGAACUCUAUACGCAGGACCCGAACAGUCUGGAUAUGGAGCAUCACGGUGCUCGAUAUCCGAUCCUUCACUUUUUGAAAGCCAACACGGUGAAAAAUUUGAUCGAGAGCAUUCUGAGAGCUAUCCAAGGGCAGGGGCUGCCAGGACUUCCGUUGCAUUUACGGUGUCGGCGGGUCCGUACGUGCGCAUUGGAUUUUAUCCGGCUCACACGGCCGCAGCCCCGGGAGGUUCAAGCUCUCCACGAGGCAUUUGAGGGAGGGAGUUCGUUGCACAAGCUCCUGGUGUUGCGUGGCCUCCUGGCGUACGUCAUUCUCCGAUUCACCCUGGCCGGGAAGCGGUGGCUCGUGGACUACGGCCUCCAUCCGGAACGAUGCAUGAUGGCAGUGCCGUUCCGGGCGAAGGGAGUUCUGUCGGAGAACGCAGAAUUUGGUCAUCCAGAUGUGGCCAUCACUUUGACCUGUCUGAGUUAUUACUACCACGGCCUCAGCCCGGACCAGAUUCUGCAUUGCUUCGCCAUUCUGGGGAAGGAGAAUGACCCCGGAGCUGAGUACCAGCACUGGAUACAGAGGGAGAUAUCUACUCUCCCUGAGGAGCUCCGAGUGCUCACCGGGGUCAACCUGAAGGACGGACGGACGUUCAAGCAGAUCCUCUAUCCUCAUCUUCAAUAUCAGAAAGGUCUGGUGGACUUUUACCUUUCGCACGUCGUGUUCCCCAAAGAGGCGAAAGAAUAUCCUCAUAAAUUAAGCACCUCUGCGUGGGAUCUUCCCUCCAGACCCAAUCAACCCCCUACCACAGGUUUCAGCGGCACGAAUGAUAACCGGUUCCUGCUACCCCGGUCUGUACCACAGAGAGACCUCCUGCAACUGCUCCACACCAAUGCGAUGACUCUGAGUCUUCUUCUGAGGCCGGAGAAUCGGCAAUGCAUCUUCGCGCAGGAUGCCGAGGGCCGUCCACUUCGAGCAGACCAGCUGCUCGACCUCAUCAGCCAGCCCGUUGAGGUGGAGGCCGCCAUCUUCUUCAGUGAACAGGAUGAGGUGGUCGUCAUCGACCGUGAGAGUCACAUCGAGAGACUGGCGUCGUCUGGAUUUCGGCAGCAAGUUGGAAAAUGCCUGGUAUUUCUCGACCAGCAACAUUGUCGGGGGGUGGUUCUAAAGCUUCCAUCAUCCUACCGAGCCGCGGUGACACUAGGCCCUCGCUUGGCCAAGGACCGACUGGUGCAAGCAUGCAACCGAAUGCGAGAGCUGGGAAAUGGGCAAUCUGUGAUGUUUUUGAUCCCACCCGAAGUCCGUCACAGUCUGACGUUGCAAACCACGCCCAUAACCUCCUUGAAUGUAAUUCAGUGGACCUUGACCCAGGCAUGCGAUAUAUUCCAGAGUAUCGGUCCGCUUUGGGCAAUCCAAGGGUUACAGUAUUACCGACGUCAGAGAGAGUGGGAUCGACUGGUGGGAGAAGAAAUUUCUCCGCAGGAGGCCCUUCAACUUAUCCAGGAACCCGAGGCUCGGACCUUGUCCCAGCUAUACGCCCCGUGGGAUAACCACGAACUCUCACCCGUUGGCCAAAUGAGCGACAUGGACGAUCCUAUAAUUCAGGAGCUACUGCAGGAGUGGCAGGGCUCCGAUCGAGGGAUGCGAAAAGGAGCCCAGCUGCACGAGGAACAGGAGCGCCAGAUACGCCACGAAGUUCAGAGGGAGAAGCAGGUUUACCGUCCUCCUGGGUUCAAUCCAGCUCCCCAUCGAGUCCAUGGUGAUAUUCGUUACAUCGUUGCGCAUGGACAACUACCCCGCUCCUGUUCGUCUGCUGUCCAGACAGCCUUUGAUAUCUUCAGGCAGACGUCUGCGGGGCGGUUCGAGUUUCCAAGCGGACUAGCGCCCAAUCUCUUCGUGUCUGAGGACUUUGUGCGUACCGUCCAGCGCAGCACAAAAGGCCAGAAUGACGAGUUCCUCAAACCGGCUCACUGGGUGCUUUCAAAUGUUUAUAACCAGGAACUCUUUCUUCUCAGCCAAUUCGAAGUCAACGAGCUGUUGCCGGACAUUCCAGCGUCGGAGAAGACCCGACUGCACAUCUACACCCCGAGAACCACUAUGACCAUGCGGUCGUUCGAGGCGCUGGACUUCUACAGCAUUGGUUAUGGCCAGCCCAGCGUUCGCCCGCCUCAGGCAACCAUUCAAGACCUGGGCCUCUUCGCGGGGACGCUUUAUUUCGACACGUUCACGAUCUACGAGGGCCUUCGUCAAUUCCUCGGCUUAUUGACGGACGAGUACCGGGAUAUACCAAGUAACCGAGUGACCAACGAAGGGUUUGUCGAUGCGGAAACCCGAGAGGCGCAUGACUGGCCGGUUGAGAGCCCGUUCCAGAACAUUGUGACAAUCUAG